Messenger RNA from Thamnophis elegans (Western terrestrial garter snake), 1834 nucleotides. Its product is annotated as zinc finger protein with KRAB and SCAN domains 7-like. The record is from RefSeq and is a predicted model, not a curated record. The coding region runs from base 248 to 1783 and encodes 511 amino acids. Gene Ontology annotation, molecular function: DNA-binding transcription factor activity, RNA polymerase II-specific; RNA polymerase II cis-regulatory region sequence-specific DNA binding. Gene Ontology annotation, biological process: regulation of transcription by RNA polymerase II. NCBI's taxonomy places the organism in Eukaryota, Metazoa, Chordata, Lepidosauria, Squamata, Natricidae. The transcript is spliced from 4 exons.
GCCACUCCAGGCGGCGCGUAUCUAUGGUUCGGAUCCAUUAAUUGCGGAGUGCAGAGCCAGGGUCGCGAAGAGAAAUCGUGGCGGAAACGAUUCGCAGUUUCUCUCCUCGGGCUCAGAAGCCCCGAAGCAGCCGACGCCCAUUUCUCCCCACCUGGAAAGCGGAGAAAGGGGCGCGGAGAGGCUGGUGGGAGCCCUCUCGGACUGCCUUGGGGCAGGAGACCCAGUGCACGGCAGGAAAUAUCCAAGGAUGGAGGGCACCCUCGUCCCGGAGGCUCUGCGCCGCCGCCUCCGCGAUCGCUGCCGUGAUCGCUGGGGCCAGGAGGCCGAGGGCCCCCGGGAGCUUUGCAGCCGCCUGCACCGGCUCUGCCGUCUGUGGCUGCGGCCAGAAAGGAGCAGCAAAGCGGAGAUGGUGGGCCUGGUGGUGCUGGAGCAGCUGCUGGCCGUGCUGCCCCCGGAGAUGGCCAGCUGGGUGAGGGAGUGCGGAGCCGAGAGCUGUUCCCAGGCGGUGGCCCUGGCCGAAGGCUUCCUGCUCAGCCAAGCCCAGAGGGAAGAGCCCGGAAAGGGGCAGCAGAUGCAGGAGGAGAAUUUGGCUGAGCUCCGGGGCAGAGGAGAUGGAUCCAGCUCUACGCAGGACCUGUUUUUCAGGAGGAUCCAAUUUGGGCCACUUUGCCAGAGCUCUGAUACCUUUGAGGAGGUGACUGUGGAUUUCACGGAGGAGGAGUGGAGGCUGCUAGAUUCUGGUCAGAAAACCUUAUGCUGGGAAGUCAUGAAAGAGUUUUCUAGGAAUUUGACUAAUCUGGCUGAUGUGUCUGUGAAUGAGAAUGGAGGGGGGAAGUUGUCCACUUCUCUUCCUGUUGUUAUUCGUGGCUUCCUGUCCCAGCAAGAUCAGGAAGAAAAGAGAAAAGGGAAACACAGAAAAGAAGAAAAUAUGAAUUUGAAUUACAUAAAUACGGCAAAAAGCAGACUAAAGAAAAACUGCCCGGCUGCAGACAACGUAGAGAAUAACUCCUUCACUCCUACUUCACCAAAGAAAUUGUAUAGGAAGCACAAAUUACGUAGCUCUGCAAAAUCUGGGGGGGAUUCCAGUCAGAGCAGAAAAAGGGAACUUGGCAUGCAGAGUGGAAAGAAUUUCAGCAAUAAAAGUAAUCUUGAUAGCCCCAAAAAGAUCCACAUCACAAAGACACCACAUAAAUGUCAGUAUUGUGGAAAGACCUUUACCCAGAGUGGACAUUUUAAUCUUCAUCUAAAGACGCACACAGGAGAGAAACCGCAUAAAUGCUUCGAAUGUGGAAAGACCUUUAUCCGAAAAGAUCAGCUUGAUCUUCAUGAAAGGAUCCACACUGGGGAGAAACCGUAUAAGUGCAGGGAAUGUGGAAAGAGGUUCGGGAUCAAAAGUAGUUUUAGUCGCCACCGAAGGAGUCACGUAGGGGAGAAACCAUACAAAUGCCUAGAGUGUGGAAAGGGCUUUUUAAUCAAAAGUGCCCUUACUCUGCACCAGAGGGUCCACACAGGAGAGAAACCAUUUAAAUGUGUGGAAUGUGGAUUGAGUUUAAUUACCCAGGGGAAAUUGAAUCGCCACCAAAAGAUCCACACAGGGGAGAGACCCUAUAAAUGCCUGGAGUGUGGAAAGAGCUUUACCCGAAAAGGACACCUUCAUCGUCAUGAAAGUAUCCACACAAGGGAGAAUGUCAUGGCCCCAUUGGAGCCCAAUUCAGAGGAAGAAGAGGAGGAGGAGGAAUUAGAAGAACUGGGACUAUCCAACAGGGAUAGCAAUAGCACUUAGACUUAUAUCCCGCUUCACCGUGUUUUUACAGCCCUUUCUAAGCAGUUUACA